CUGGGCAGGGCUGGAGUGGGCUUUCGGCGUCUCAGAGGCGCGGAACCCCGAAGCGAGGUAGAAAACACGGAGCCGGACUUUUGACCUGGGGCUGUGUGUGUGUGGGGGGGGGCGUGCCGAACUGACACAGACGCGCCGGAUUUUGAUUCAGCUCUACUAUGUCUUCUCCUAAAAUUUCAUCCCUUUCUUGGGGUCAAAUGAAGGUACAAGAUUGUAGCACAAUCUAUAAGGACUGCAAAGUGUGGCCUGGGGGUAGCCGGUCCUGGGAUUGGAGAGAAACUGGAACUGAGCAUUCCCCAGGUGUGCAGCCUGCAGAUGUGGAGGAAGUAGUUAAGAAGGGGGUCGAAACCCUUGUAAUUGGCCGUGGAAUGAGUGAAGCAUUGAAGGUGCCAGCAUCCACUGUGGACUACCUUGAGAGACAAGGGAUAGAUGUAGUGGUCCUCCAGACAGAAGAGGCUGUGAAAGAAUAUAACGCCCUGGCUGCUCAAGGAGUCAAAGUUGGAGGUGUUUUCCAUUCUACCUGCUAAUGCCACCUUCCCAGUUUAGAAAAAAAUAAAACAAUGAUUCAUGAA
Messenger RNA from Dromiciops gliroides (monito del monte), 572 nucleotides. RefSeq names its product adipogenesis associated Mth938 domain containing (gene AAMDC). Gene Ontology annotation, cellular component: cytoplasm. The transcript is spliced from 4 exons. The record is from RefSeq and is a predicted model, not a curated record. Gene Ontology annotation, biological process: positive regulation of fat cell differentiation. NCBI's taxonomy places the organism in Eukaryota, Metazoa, Chordata, Mammalia, Microbiotheria, Microbiotheriidae. The coding region runs from base 159 to 527 and encodes 122 amino acids.